Molecule: messenger RNA, 2967 nt
Organism: Emys orbicularis (European pond turtle)
Lineage: Eukaryota; Metazoa; Chordata; Testudines; Emydidae
Gene: ARVCF
Product: ARVCF delta catenin family member
Exons: 17
Coding region: 1-2967 (988 amino acids)
Biological process (GO): cell-cell junction assembly; cell-cell adhesion
Cellular component (GO): adherens junction; nucleus; plasma membrane
Molecular function (GO): cadherin binding
Source: RefSeq, a predicted model, not a curated record
AUGGAUGAUUAUGAUAUCAGGUCUGCUGCCAGCAUUUUGGCAUCUGUUAAAGAGCAAGAGGCUCGUUUCGAGCGGCUCACCCGUGCACUUGAAGAAGAGCGACGCAAUGUCUCCUUGCAGCUUGAACGUGCUAAUCAGCCCUCAGAACGAAUGAGCAUGUGCAACAUUGGCAAUGGUCAGCCCCUGGCAACCGCGUGGCAGCAACUUGUCCUGCAGGAGCAAAGCCCCAGCAACCAGACAUCAAUAACAAUGAUGCAAGAGCCUCAGGAGAUGGUAGAGGAGACGGUUACUGUUGAGGAAGACCCGGGUACCCCUACUUCCCAUGUGUCUAUUGUGACUUCAGAAGAUGGAACCACAAGGAGAACUGAGACUAAGGUCACAAAAAUGGUCAAAACAGUCACCACUAGAACAGUUCGCCAGGUGCCCCUGGGGCCCGAUGGCCUGCCGGUAAUGGACAGCUCCUCUCCCAUGGGCAGCUACACAGAUUCAAUAGACAGAAGAUACAUGAAGAAUGGUGAGCGUUACAUCACACCACAAGCUUCGUCCACGUUGACCAGAUCUUACAAUAGCUACGAUUCUUAUCCCGACGGCCACGACAGCCAGUAUCGCCCUUUUAUCAGCCACGAUGGCUAUGGAGACCUAGCUGACAAUUAUGGCAGCUUGUCCCGUGGCAUCAACUACCGUCCUCGCUAUGCCUACAUGCCAGGAAACAGUUACCGGCCAGAGGAUGGUAGUUUCACCUUGCCAAGCAGGAGGGAUAACUAUGGUCCCAUUGCCCAGCCCCAAGUGCCAACAGGCAGCAACGUUGACUUGAAUCGCUCCCAGCCAGAACGUUUCCAGCCAGAGCCUUAUGGGUUGGAGGACGAUAACCGGAGCCUCGGGGUAGAUGAUGAAGGGUAUGAACUGGACCCAGAUUACUCCACAGUGAACCGAAGGACAUCUGCAGGGGUGCCUGAGAGGGGGAGACCUCACAAAGGAAGGGGCUACGAUGACCCUGUUGAGUCAGAGAUGGUUGACGAGAGGAUCCCUUACCUUCACGGUGGCUACGCAGCACCAUUAGCACAGCCAGAGAGGGGGAGCAUGGCCAGCAUCGAACGCCUGGGCAAGCGUUCCCCCUCCAUUGACAGCAUCCGCAAAGACCCCAGGUGGCGGGACCCUGACCUCCCUGAAGUGAUUGCCAUGCUCAGUCACCCCAUCGAUCCAGUCAAGUCUAACGCGGCAGCAUACUUGCAGCACCUGUGCUAUGAGAACGAUAAAAUAAAAAAGGAUGUGAGGCAUCUGAAAGGGAUUCCCAUCUUGGUGGGUCUGCUAGAUCACCCAAAGCCAGAGGUCCAUCGCAAAGCUUGUGGGGCUCUCAGAAACAUCUCUUACGGGAAGGAUAAUGAGAACAAGGUGGCUAUAAAGAACUGCGAUGGGAUCCCGGCAUUGAUCAGGUUAUUGCGGAAGACAAACGACAUGGAAGUCAGAGAGCUCAUUACAGGCACGCUUUGGAACUUGUCAUCCUAUGAGCCCCUGAAGAUGGUGAUCAUUAACCAUGGUCUUCAGACACUGACAAACGAGGUGAUUAUCCCCCAUUCCGGAUGGGAGAGCGAGCCGAAUGAGGACUCUAAGCCUCGGGAUGCUGAAUGGACCACGGUCUUCAAGAACACAUCUGGCUGCUUGCGGAAUGUAAGUUCAGAUGGCGCAGAAGCUCGGAGAAGACUAAGAGAGUGUGAUGGCUUAGUGGACGCUCUCCUUCAUGCUCUACAGUCUGCAGUCGGCAAGAAGGAUACAGAUAACAAGUCUGUGGAGAACUGUGUGUGCAUUAUGCGAAACCUUUCAUAUCACGUCCACAAAGAGGUCCCAGGAGCUGACAAGUACCAAGAGCUGGAUGCAAAUCAGCCUACCAGCACAGGAGGCUCUCAGAAGAAGAAGAAAGAUGACGCUGGCUGCUUUGGAGGGAAGAAAGCUAAAGAGGAGUGGUUCAAUCAAGGAAAGAAAAAUGGAGAUCUGGACAGGAACUUUGAUACACUUGAUUUGCCCAAGCGGUCCGAAGCAGCAAAAGGCUUUGAAUUGCUCUACCAGCCAGAGGUGGUCCGGCUCUACCUCUCGAUCCUCACUGAAAGCCAGAACUUCAACACUUUGGAAGCUGCAGCAGGGGCUUUGCAGAAUCUCAGUGCUGGAAACUGGACAUGGUCCACGUACAUCCGUGCAACAGUACGAAAGGAGAGAGGCUUACCAGUCCUCGUUGAGCUUCUCCAGUCUGACUCUGACAAGGUUGUGAGAGCUGUGUCAAUUGCACUGAGGAAUCUGUCUAUGGAUCGUCGCAAUAAGGAUCUCAUAGGUAGUUAUGCCAUGGGUGAACUGGUAAGAAAUUUGCCUAGCAGGCAACAGAGAUCUGCUAAAAACCUGGAAGAGGAUACAGUGGUUGCAGUCUUGAAUACCAUCCAUGAAAUCAUUACUGACAGUUCAGAAAAUGCAAGGUCCCUGAUCCAGACACAGGGCAUUCAGAAGCUGGUAGCUAUCAGCAAGUCAAGCCAGUCCCCCAGGGAAACAAAGGCAGCAUCUCACGUUCUUCAGAUGGUCUGGAGCUACAAAGAGCUACGAAAUGUCCUACAGAAAGAUGGAUGGAACAAAUCCCAUUUCCAGUCUGUUUCUGCAGCACCAAAGGGAUCCAAAGGUACUUCUGGCAAGUCUGGCUAUGAUGAUAGUACUCUGCCACUGGUGGAUAAAAGCCAAGAUAAUGAGAAGGCUGGAAGUCGUGAUAUGAUUCCUCUGGAUGAACUUGGUCCAGAUGGGUACUCCACCAUCGAUCACCGGGACAAAGAGCGCAAAUACAAGACCAAUGACAAUAUAGGGGAUGCAUCGGAGAAAGAACCUUUAAAAAAUGACACAAAUAGGAAAAACAUUAACAGGAGUAACAGGGCUUCGGUGAAUCUGGUGGAUGCCCGUGACAUUAAACCCCAGCCUGUUGACUCCUGGGUCUAA